Cyclopterus lumpus (lumpfish) is the source of this 631-nucleotide messenger RNA. Its product is annotated as amyloid protein A-like. The record is from RefSeq and is a predicted model, not a curated record. The transcript has 5 exons. Lineage: Eukaryota; Metazoa; Chordata; Actinopteri; Perciformes; Cyclopteridae. Gene Ontology annotation, cellular component: extracellular region. The coding region runs from base 216 to 581 and encodes 121 amino acids.
GGCUGUAGGCUAUUCCUCGUGACUUACUGCUCUCCGUUCCCCUGCAUCCGUUUUUCAAUUUGUAUCAGCUGCGUCAGCUCUUCUUCCAAGGACCUGUUGUAUUUAGCACCAGCUUCCUACUGCCAUCUACUGCUUUGGAGGUACGGCACAGAUCAUCAGUACACGGCAAAAGGAAAUUCCAUUUUAUCGUGAUAUUUUUGUCUACAUCCAUAACCAUGAAGUUGCUUCUGGCGGGGAUUGUUCUGAUCUUAAUUGUGGAAGCCAAUGCCCAGUGGUUCAAAUUUCCUGGUCAAGCUGCUCAGGGAGCUCAUGAUAUGUAUCGAGCAUACCGUGAUAUGAAGGAUGCCAACUGGAAAAAUUCGGACAAAUACUUUCAUGCCAGAGGAAACGCUGACGCUGCCGCAAGAGGAGCGGGGGGCAGAUGGGCAGCGGAGGUUAUCAGUAAUGGCAGAGAGUGGGUGCAGGAAAGAACAGGUCACGGUGCUGAGGACUCUGCUGCUGAUCAAAGGGCAAAUGAGCAUGGGCGCAAUGGAGGAGAUCCCAACGUUUACAGGCCACCAGGACUUCCUGACGGAUAUUAGUAUGAAAGCCAUUGACAUCAAUCAAUAAUAAAACAAAUGAAAGAAACGUU